AUGGAUGGGUCUUUCGAAACAGCCUACGCUUCGCCUCCAGUGAAGACAGAGGAAAGAUGGGGACGUGAAGACAUGAUGGGCGGCAGACAAGGCCCUAAUGACAAUUAUCGGGGUCGGAGAUCUCCUGGAAUGCAAGAUCGUCGCGGAGGAGGGGGGCAUCGUGGCGGCCGAGGCCGGUCACGAUCCCCUGUAAUGAUCGAUAGGUAUCAGCCCGGUGGGUCAGGCGGUCGUCUUCCACGAGACGACUUUUAUGAUCAAUCGCGCGAGCACGCAUCGCGCAAUCGGGAAGACAAUCGUCGUCGCGCCCCCUCGCCAACCCCACUAAUCGACCGCUACGUACCGGGUCAAAUCCCGCAACCAAUUGUUCGUGUCAAUCCAUUACCCAAUCCUCUUUCACUGGAUUUUCAAGUUGGUUUCAACUGGUUUGCAGAGUGGUGGCGUGUUGAGCAGUCAAUCAAGGAAGACAAAGAGAGGCAGAAAGAUGGUAGUCGACGACAGUCAGAUCGAGGUAUCAAGGGCGAACGCGAGUCGAGGGAAGAUCGUGAGAAAGAGCGGGGGCAGAUACAACUGGCCUACGACGCCUACAAAGAGGAGCUCCAAAUCAAGAUGGCACGGGCCUUCGUGCAACAGCACAAGAAUGAAGAAUGGUUCAAAGAGCGCUAUCAGCCAGAGAUACGGGAUCCUUUCAAGCAACGCCUUACUGACUUCCGACGUGGUGCUCUGGGCCAAUGGGAAUUUGACAUCGAAAACGGAGCCUUUGAUGAAUUUACUCUGGAAGGUAUCUACAAAGCUGAGAGCGAUGGUCUCGGUGGAGUCGUUGAAAAGGAAGAAGGCGAGACCGUUGCCGCUGCUGAAGUCCUGGGUGUUGGUGAUCUAGUCCCCAGCCGAGGUGGAGACAUUCGAGACGAGUCGGCUUUGCAGCCAGCUCUCUUAAUUAAGACACUUGCUCCAAUGGUCAGCCGCGAAAAGAUCGAAGAAUUCUGCAAGGAGCACCUCGGAGAUGAAGGCGGAGGCUUCAAAUGGCUCAGCUUGAGCGAUCCGAACCCGUUGAAAAAAUGCCACCGCAUCGGAUGGAUAAUGAUACACCCCAACUCCGAACAAGAGGCUCCACCAGAGCGAGGAGAUGGGCGUGACGAGGACAAUGAAGGCGAGGUGGAAGGCAUGGCUGAUGAGCCAAAGCCCACUUUGAGCACUGCGGAAAAGGCUCUCGAGGCUAUCAACGGCAAAACAAUUCACGAUGAGCCACGCGGAGACUUCACCUGUCACGUUGGCGUCCACGUGCCAACUAAAGAGCCCCGGAAGAAGGCCUUGUGGGACCUUUUCUCCGCACCUGAACGCAUCAAUCGAGAUCUUGAGCUCGCCAAGCGCUUGGUAUCCAAGUUCGAUCAAGACUUCGGCUCUGAGGCAGACGGUGUGGCCAAGGUUGAACAGCGCGUCGAAGAACUCGGUAGUAAAGGUUUGCUACAAUCCUCGGUUGCUGCGACCGCUAAAAAAGAGAAGAAGAGACAGCAGAUACUUGGUAUGGAUGAAGAUGAAAUGGAAGACGGGGAAGAGGAGGAGGACGAAGAGGAAGAAGAAGGUUUCAUUGACGAAGAGAACGACAGCGAAGAGCUUCUCGUUCAAAAGAAGACCCUCGAUCUACUCGUCGAAUACCUUCGGCGGGUAUUCAACUUCUGUUUCUUCUGUGUCUUCGAAGCAGACUCUGUUCACGAACUCAUCCGAAAAUGUCCUGGUGGACAUCUACGUCGCCCUAGAGCAAGUCUGAGCUCUGCAGCCAAGACUGCUGCGAAAGCGAGCGCCCAAGGACAGCCUUUUCCACUGAAGCGAAACCAGACGGAAGAUGGCGUCGAGAACGGGAGCUCACCGGUAGUUGAGAAGUUCAAUAAGAACUACAAGAAUGACCAGCAGUUGUCGAGAGCAUUCAAUUGGGUCAAGACCUUCGAGGAGAAGAUUCUACAAAUUCUCGAGCCAGAAAAUGUGGACGUCAAGAAGCUCGGUGGGAAGCCACUUGAGGAAGGAUUGGAUGAAGAGCUAAAGAAAUUCGUCAAGCAAGAAGACGAAUCCAAAUUUAGAUGCAAGGUACCAGAGUGCACUAAGCUCUUCAAAGGCGAAAGUUUUUGGCGCAAGCACGUUGAAAAGCGUCACCUCGAAUGGUACGACAGCAUCAAGACCGACCUCAACCUUGUUAACACUUACGUCCUGGAUCCCUCACACAUCGCUCCCUCUCGUUCCGAUGCGAACAGCAAUGGUCACUUCCCCAUGAACAACCAUAAUAUUACUGCCGGCACUCCUCGUGGUUUCAACCUCUCCGCAUCCAUGCCAUUAAUGAAUGGGUUUCCAGCAAAUUUCCCACCGCAGAACUUCACUCCUUUCCCUAACUUUGGCAACCAUACUGUUCAAGCGCCAAGCUGGCCAAUGAACGCCCCAAUGAUCCCAACCAGUGACGAGGGACAUCAGACGGGUCCGAUGCGCCGAGGAGGUGGUCGCUUGGGUACGCGACCAGGACCGUAUGAUCGUCGGCAACCACCUAGAUAUGCCAACGAUGGCCGCUUAACGCCAAUGGCUAGCAACAACCCCAUGAAUAGACGUGGCGGUUUUGCCGGUGGAGCUGGCAAGUGGGGUGAUGGUGGUGCCCAGACUGUGGGGCCACGAGAAGCAGUGCAAGGUAGGACUCUUAAAAAGUACGACGACUUAGAUGCAGCGGAGGGUGGUGGAGGUGCUGAGCUCAAUUAUUGA
Molecule: messenger RNA, 2736 nt
Organism: Letharia columbiana
Lineage: Eukaryota; Fungi; Ascomycota; Lecanoromycetes; Lecanorales; Parmeliaceae
Exons: 3
Coding region: 1-2736 (911 amino acids)
Biological process (GO): mRNA processing; primary miRNA processing
Cellular component (GO): nuclear body
Source: RefSeq, a predicted model, not a curated record